Molecule: messenger RNA, 1976 nt
Organism: Xiphophorus couchianus (Monterrey platyfish)
Lineage: Eukaryota; Metazoa; Chordata; Actinopteri; Cyprinodontiformes; Poeciliidae
Gene: paics
Product: phosphoribosylaminoimidazole carboxylase, phosphoribosylaminoimidazole succinocarboxamide synthetase
Exons: 12
Coding region: 55-1863 (602 amino acids)
Biological process (GO): 'de novo' IMP biosynthetic process
Cellular component (GO): cytosol
Molecular function (GO): phosphoribosylaminoimidazolesuccinocarboxamide synthase activity
Source: RefSeq, a predicted model, not a curated record
CUCUACCGGUCCCUUCAGAGGAGCAAGACGGACGAAGCCGAGCGGAAGCGUCUCAUGAGGUUUUAUGAUGAAGUGGACGCCAUCAUGACGCACGCCCCAAACGGCUCGCUACCUGGCAGGUGGGCUGCUGACACCUUGCAUUCGGGCCCACUUCCAGUCUUGCAGAUCUGUGAGGAAAACCAUCGGGUUGACGUUUGCUUAGCAAAGUCAAGCAGAGGAGCAGCAGUGGAGGAGAAAACUUGUCAUAGUGAUUCUGGCCUACUCACAGACACUGAUGAUCUGAGGCUGCGAGAAAUCAGGGAGCAUCAGUCGGAUCAACAUCACAACCCAAAGAGCCCCUCUGAGAGUCUGGUGGGAAAAGACGUCAACUUUCCAGCAAACAGAGGAACGAAGAGAAAAGCUGUGGAUCAAGACUCCACAUACCAGAAACCAGCGAAACUACUGAAUGCAGGCCGUGCUCAGGUGGAGGCACAGUGCAAAGAGGAGCAGGAGCAUGUUCCCAUAAUAAAGAUCAAAUCCGUGUGCUCCAUGGCCCACUCUAAUCCACCCCCGAAAACACAGGACAGUUUGGGACCGAGCAACGCGAUGGCUUCCAGCACAGAGUUGAACAUCGGCCAGAAGCUGAGUGAGGGGAAGACGAAGCAGAUUUUCGAGCUGGUGGACCAGCCGGGACUGGUUCUGGUGCAGUCCAAAGACCAGAUCACCGCUGGGAAUGCAGCGAGGAAGGAUCAGAUGGAGGGCAAGGCUGCCAUCGCCAAUAAGACGACUUGCUGCGUGUUCAAACUUCUCCAGGAAUCCGGCAUUAAGACUGCCUUUGUGCAGCAACAUUCAGAGACGGCGUUCACCGCUGCCCACUGUGAGAUGAUUCCCAUUGAGUGGGUGUGUCGCAGAGUGGCGACUGGGUCCUUUUUGAAGAGAAACCCGGGAGUCAAAGAGGGUUACCGCUUCACCCCACUGAAGAUGGAGAUGUUCUUCAAAGACGACGCCAACAACGAUCCUCAGUGGUCCGAGGAGCAGGUGCUGGCGGCCAAGUUCAGCCUGGCUGGGCUCACCAUUGGUCAGUGUGAGGUGGACAUCAUGAACCGCAGCACAGUGGCCAUCUUUGAGAUUCUAGAGAAGGCUUGGACUACUCAGAACUGCACGCUGGUGGACAUGAAGAUUGAGUUCGGUGUGAAUGUUAAAACACGGGAGAUUGUUCUCGCUGACGUCAUCGACAACGACUCGUGGAGGCUCUGGCCGGCUGGGGAUCGGAGCCAGCAGAAAGACAAGCAGGUGUAUCGAGACCUGAAAGAAGUUACACCAGAAGCGAUGCAGAUGGUGAAGAGGAACUUUGAGUGGGUUUCUGAAAGGGUCCAGCUCCUCCUGGAGCCCCAAGCCAGCGGCCGGGUGGUUGUUCUGAUGGGCUCCACCUCUGACAUGGCUCACUGUGAAAAAAUCAAGAAGGCCUGCACCUCCUACGGACUCCCCUGCAUCUUGAGGGUCACCUCUGCUCACAAAGGCCCAGAUGAAACACUCCGUAUUAAAGCAGAAUAUGAAGGUGAUGGAGUUCCUACCAUAUUCGUGGCUGUAGCUGGCAGGAGUAAUGGCCUGGGGCCGGUGAUGUCUGGAAACACCGCUUAUCCCGUCAUCAACUGCCCCCCUCUCACUCCAGACUGGGGAGCGCAAGACGUUUGGUCAUCCCUCCGUUUGCCGAGUGGCCUGGGCUGCUCCACGAUCCUCGCUCCUGAUGCCGCGGCUCAGUUUGCGGCGCAGAUCAUCGGCUUGAGCAACCACCUGGUGUGGUGCAAGAUCAGGGCCUCCAUGCUCAACACAUGGGUGUCUCUGAAGCUUGCUGACCAAAAACUACAAGCUUGUAGCCUCUAAGUAGCUUAGACCGACUUGUGCCCUAAACCCAUAUCAUGCCUUUGUCCUUUAACUGUAGAUCUUCCUGAAUCAUUCCAUUAAAACAAGAAUGAAUAAAAUGCCCAUUUAUUUUG